UGAGAGGGUUAAAGAAAGUGAUAUAUUAAUCAAGGAGGGAGACAUCUAUCGUUCGAUACCACAUCUAUAUAUCGAAAUCAGGUUACACGUCGCAGGACACGGGUAUUAGUGCAAGUACAAAGUACCUUAUCACGGAAUCACGAAGGAGAAACGAAAAAUAUAGCAUUAAUCAGUCGCAUAUUCUAAGAUUUCUACGAAGUCUUCGGCAAAGUACUUGGAUAACCUAGUAGAAAUUAAAUUGUGUGCAAUGGAUAGAACGAAUUUCAAAAGCGUCACUCAUUGCAUUUUCGAUAUGGACGGUCUGUUAUUAGAUACAGAAUCGCUAUAUACAAUAGCAUACAAUCGUGUUACUCAAGAAUAUGGGAAAACGUUUACUUGGGAACACAAAGCAAAAGUUAUGGGUUUAAGAGGCACUGAAGGUGUGCAAGCUAUAAUAAAUAUGUUACAACUGCCAAUUACAUUGCAAGCAGUUGAGAAAAAGCUUGCUUCUAUAUACCGAGAAAUAUUUCCUCAAUCUAAAAUUAUGCCAGGUGCAGAAAGACUGCUGUUGCAUCUUAAAAAAAAUAAUGUACCUCUCGCACUAGCUACAAGUUCAAGCAAAGAAAGUAGCGAUUUGAAAACCCAAAAAUGGAACCACAUAUUCAACGUAUUUAAUCAUAAAGUGUAUGGUGGUACUGAUCCAGAGGUUUUCCGUGGGAAACCAAGUCCAGAUAUAUUUUUGAUUGCUGCAAAACGUUUUCCCGAUAAUCCUGAUCCUUCAAAGUGCCUAGUUUUUGAAGAUUCACCAAAUGGAGUGCAGGCUGCUCUAGCUGCUAAAAUGCAAGUGGUGAUGGUGCCGGACCCUCAGCUUCCUAAAGACCUCAUUAAUAAAAAUGCUACAUUGGUCUUAAAAAGUCUGGAAGACUUUAAGCCAGAAGAUUUUGGAUUACCACCAUUUGUAGACUGAAAUUAUUUGUUUUAGUCCACCAAAAGGAAUAUAGAAAUGAAUUAGAUUUCAUUUUGUGUAACUAAAGCCAUAUUAUAGGCAUAUAAUUAUGACAAAAAAGAUAAAAGUCUGCAGGCAGGCUUUCGUGCACAUGUAGAUGUGAAAUCUGAUUAAUGUACCUAGAUUAAUGUUCACUUAAAAAAAAGUGAAAAGUAUUAUGUUCGAAAGAGAUUAUAUUUUCAUACUUGCAGAGGAAUUAUCAUACUGCCUGAAGUUAAA
Messenger RNA from Cataglyphis hispanica, 1204 nucleotides. RefSeq names its product pseudouridine-5'-phosphatase-like. The coding region runs from base 248 to 946 and encodes 232 amino acids. Gene Ontology annotation, molecular function: phosphatase activity. The transcript is spliced from 5 exons. NCBI's taxonomy places the organism in Eukaryota, Metazoa, Arthropoda, Insecta, Hymenoptera, Formicidae. The record is from RefSeq and is a predicted model, not a curated record.